Messenger RNA from Aphanomyces astaci, 2719 nucleotides. RefSeq lists its product as hypothetical. The record is from RefSeq and is a predicted model, not a curated record. The coding region runs from base 311 to 1420 and encodes 369 amino acids. The transcript has a single exon. NCBI's taxonomy places the organism in Eukaryota, Oomycota, Saprolegniomycetes, Saprolegniales, Verrucalvaceae.
ACAGUAUUCAAAGCCGGCUGAUAUAUAUUAUAUAUAUGAUCGAAUCGUAUUAUCCACACAUUUAUAAACUACUACCCUUCUUGCGGUUGUUUCGGGCUGGGGCUGGUUACAUGAUUUGGCGGUAUGGGACUGUGGCGUCAGAGGUACUGCGUCGCACGGUCAUGGCGAGCUGGGCCACGGCCACCACGACGAUGCCGGCCACGAAACCGGUCGAGCUGAGCAAGAUCCAGUUGGCAGGCGAACUUUCGACGUUGAGGAGGCUGCGGUAGUACGACGUCGCCUGGUUAUUGUACACGGGAAUGUACCGCUUAUGGGCCUUGUACUUGGCGUCUUGGUCCACGGCGGGGCGCUCGGCGCAGUCGAUGUAUCGGGAGAGCAGGCACGACGGGUUGUAGCACGUGUUGGGGGACGGCUCCAGCGGGAUAAUGCGGCCCCAGUUGAUGCUCACCGUGUCGAACGCGGACGCGCAGUAGUCGUUCUGGUUCAAGUAGGCCGAUUCGUAUGGGUCUUGGGGGUACGGCACGUCCUGGGGCAGCGUCGGGUUGAUGUGCAGGUCCGCGAGGGUCUUGUACGUGUUGGGGUCAAAGUGGAAAAAGUCGAGCGAUGCGUAAAACGCCGCCUUCUGGUCGUCCGACAGGUUGGCUUCCACGCCCUGGAAGAUCAAGAACGUCCGGAUUGUCUUAUCGAUCAAACCCAAGAAGUGGGGCAACACAAACGUCGGCUCUGUGGCCGUGAGGUCGCCCUUCUGGCUCUCCGAGUACACGAGCGUAGUGUACUCAAUGUCUUCGUGGUCGGGGCACACGGCAGGGAUGUCCUUGGCGUAGUGGCCCUGGGUCACGGGCUUGUACGUUUUAUCCUGCUUGUCCUUCUUCGCCUGCUGGACGCUGGCAAACGAUCGGCAGCACCGCGUGUGCUGGCGGAACCGCGCCAAGUGGCGAGGGCAGUAGGACGGGUCGUCCCAGCUCACCUUGUACCCAGGGACGCACGCAUGUUCCUCCGUGUUAACCGCGAGCCACCACACUUGGGCGCCGAUCAACGCAUUGUUGGCGUUGGCCUUGUCUUGCGCCGUCGCGGUCACGUCGUCCAGCACGGCGAUCGCAGAGUUGGCAAUCGCGUUCAGGAACCCAAACGCGAGCGGGCGGAACGGCGUGUCGCACGGUCCUUGGUCAGGGUUUGCCGUCAACUGCUCGAAGCGGAGGUCCUGCACUUCACCGGAUUCGACAAACUCGACCGAGUACUUGUCGAUGGAGAAGCAGUAGUCGCCCGUGUCCACCCCGGCAAAGUACGCAAUCAAACUGAGCGUGUAAAAGUGUUUGCACGUGUCGCGAAUGCCCUCGGCGGGCGUGAUCGGGUCAUAUGGCGUGCCUUCAGGAAAUUGCCCCGGGCCGCCGGCGCCAUACGCUUGGGGCUUCCAGGAUGACGUCGAGACGUCCCACACUUGGGCGGGGAAAUGGAAUGCCAGGUCACCGAUGGGGGUGCCGGGAAAAUCCACAAGGUGUUCCGGCUGCAACCCACCGGUGGCGUGCGUGGGAAGGUGGAUGGUUUCCGCAGCCAAGAGGACUGCCGCCGCCACCACGGGAGGGGGAACACCCGAGUCUGGGAUCGUCGCGACGGGGUUCAAGUGGUAGUUGAGCGCCGAGUAAUAGUUGGGGUACACGACCAACGACGCCGUGUUGGGCGCGUUCUUGCUCGGACUGAGCGAGAUCUUGGUGAAGCGCGUCGAUGACGACCCGGGGGCGCUAGACAGGAGGUCCGCAAGCAGUUCGACCUCGGACUUGACGACCGCGGGGGGCGGGGGAGCCACUUGCCCGUCGGACAAGAACACCGGGGACGCUUUGUGGCCGUCGUGGAGCUCCUUGUCGGUCCACACCGUGGACUUGGACAACAGGUCCUUCAACGCGAACGACGACUGGUAGUUGUUUUCUUGGGGGUUGUCGUCCUCGUAGUCGCCGUUACUGCAUGUCUUGAGGAUCGAGUUCAGGCACGUGCCGGCGGCGUUGCCAAACACUUGCUGGGCGUUGCUCUGGUCGGCAAAGUAUACGAGCGACCCAGUCACGCAGCUGCCGUACGUCACUAGCGCCUGCGAUGCGAUCGCGCUCUUGACCAGGGUAAACGAAUCCGGGUUGUCGGCCAAAAAUAGGUUCACGGGGGUCAAAGCCCCGCCAAUGGUCACGCGCUGGAUGUCUGCGAUGGUGUACAAAGCCGCCAGCGCCGCGUCGUCCGUGCACGACUGGGCGCCCACGCUCACCUUGCCGUUGUGGUACCCUUGGUCGUUGACGGUGUGGCACAACGUGGUCGUGAAGGACUUGAUGCAGUGCGCCGCCCGCGCGGUCGUGGCGAAGUCCUGGACGACGUUCACGUCCAAGAGGCACUCGGUGAACGCCAGCUGGGCGUCACAGAACAGCUGCGUGUUCCAGAACUUGAGGAACUCGACGUGGGCAGGCGCCACCGUGGUGGUUGGGGCGGGGGUCACCUGCUUGGUCGUAGUGGGCUUGCUGUACGCGCGUUUGGUAGUUGUCGGGGCGUCCGUGUCGUCAUCGUAUCCGUACCCAUCAUCAUCUGGGGCUAGAGUAGUGGUAGGUCGGGAAUAUCGGCGACGAGUAGUGGUUGGGGCUUCGGUUUCUUCAUCAUCAUAGCCAUAACCAUCGUCAUCUGGGGCUACAGUGGUGGUCGGUCGGGAAUAUCGGCGACGAGUAGUGGUUGGGGCUUCGGUUUCUUC